Porites evermanni is the source of this 5513-nucleotide messenger RNA. The record is from the annotation of a GenBank genome assembly. Lineage: Eukaryota; Metazoa; Cnidaria; Anthozoa; Scleractinia; Poritidae.
AUUGUUCUUGUCAAUGUUUGUAGGUUUAUAGCAAAAAUGUUUGUCUGGGAUUGGUUUACGGGAAUGUUAAACUAUUUAGGUAAGUCCUGGUAGAUAAGUGUAUACAACAUACUAUCAAAGCUGGUUAUGCUUUAUUAUGUAAGCUUGAAGCUGAGAUACCAUACAUGUAAUGCACUUGUAGAUAAUUAACAACUUUAGAGCACAGUUAAUUCAGACUGUAUGGCGAAUUAGAUUUUAUGGUCCAUCUUGUUUGAGUUAUUGUCAUGUACCUGUAGUUUUGUUAAAAGAAUUGAGUUAAACCCAUGUAACAUGUUGCCAUACAGUUUGUAACAAAUCUAGGACAUGUAUAACCAUGAUAAAAAUAUUGGCAUGACUUCAAGCAUUAUAGAUACAAAUCCUAAUUCUUAGUUAACUGUACUUUUGAAUAACUCAGGCUUGUCCCAAAAGGACUUUGCAAAAACAAAAAACAAAAAAAAAAAACAGAACAAAACAAAACAAAAACAUACAAAUCAGUAGUGCAUUUGGGUACAUACAUGUAAUAGGUAUGUGUCUUACUAUAAUUCACAUUCAUGGAUACAACAUUGCCAAAAUUCCAUGUCACCUGUUACAGUCACAAUGUAAGGCAUAUUGCCAACUCAAGCAACAUGAAAUAUUUGGUGAAUGAACCAAUCUCCAGAGCUUGAGUUAACCAAGGACAUGCAAAGUUUACUAUUCCUGUGUAAACUUAGCACAAAUUGUGUCUUACAGCUGUAUGAGGUAAUGGAGUAACACAAAUUUAACAAGACAAACUCCUGUGUAGAUGUACAUUAUAACAGCAUACAUCCCUUUUCUCUAAAGAAAUGCCUAUUUUUAUGAAGACACAAGUCUUCUUGUGGGCUUUAAAGUUAUUUAUCCUACACGUUGUACAUUUACAUAUAUCCUUCUUUUCAGACUAAAAUACACAGCAUCUGUUUUGCCUACGGGGCUGUGAUAUUAAAAUUGCGAAAAAUAAACUCAUGGUCGUAUGUUGUAUUGGAACAAUCUAAUGAAAACUGCAGUUGAACCUUGAUAAUGCUAAUCUUAACUGUCUUGUGAAUGUGAUCACAGUGCUAACUUGUGUUUUGAUUCUUAAAUAUGGGACACUUCCUGACUUUCUGGUUUAUACAGUACUCUAAUAUACUUCUGGAAUGAAAAACUGUGAUAUUUAUCUGUAUAAUGUGUUUGUCUACAGGUUUAAUGAAAAAGAGUGGAAAACUAGUAUUUUUAGGAUUAGACAAUGCUGGUAAAACAACUUUACUUCACAUGCUGAAGGAUGAUCGUAUGGCACAACAUGUUCCAACACUUCAUCCAAGUAUGUUGCCUUUUUGUCACUCAUGCAGUUUUUGACCAAUAAGGCUCAGUUCAUACGCAGUGCUUCAGACGUACCAAACUUUUGAAUUCUUGAAUCAAGUUUUACAAUAGCAUAGCAGAAGCACAACCUCUGAAUCAAAGUUUUGAAUUUGGUUUGGCAGGCAAUUGAGUUCGACAAGGUCUUUCAUGCUUCACAACUCUGACACAGCAAUGAUUCUGACAGAUGUCUUGCUUGUACUGUGUUGAACUAGAUUCAGUAAAUGCUGGAAAUAUACAUGUAUAUUUUUUGUUUCAUUUACAGCUGACUCUAUAAAGUAACAUAUUUCAUCUGAAUUGAAGGAGUGCUUCUGUGAUCAAUUAAUUACAAUUGAGUUUGUCAUUGCAGAAGUGCAACAUAUGAACCGGGCCUACAAUUGUGUGCAUGGUAACCCUAUUUUUGUGCAAAUUAAAGGCAAAGUGUGUACGCAGUAAACUUGAAUUUUUCUAAUUUUGGUUGAAUCUGCAGCAUCACAGGAGCUGUCAAUGGGUGGCAUGACUUUCACAACAUUCGACUUAGGAGGCCAUAAACAAGGUAUGACCAAUUUUAUAAUUUUAGAAUUGACCUUUGUUUUUUUAGAAUGUAUUAUGGAAGGAUCAGUCAAUCUCCAGUGCCAUAAAAUUUAGCUUUUACAAAGUAAGUUGUUUUUGUGUGGCAGUUGUGUUGAACAGCUUUGAAUAUGAUAUCACAUUUUCAAACUUGCAAGCCAUGAUUGAAUACAUGUAUGCUGUGGUUCUAUUUAUCCUUGUUUUAAAUUAAAUUUUUAUUUUCCUUUGUUUGGUGGUUUGCAAGGGUGUGACAUGUACAUGUAGACCACCUUUAGACUUUGCCUUUCAAUUUUGUCAUUGUACUUUGUACUCUUUAUGUUGGAAGGGGAAUUAUGUUAGUGUCCAUAUGAAAACAUACAUGUACUUGUAGUGCAGUAGUCCUGUGUUUCCGGCAGUGAUUUUUUUUACCUCUGUAUCCUGCGUCCCUGAUGUAUAAAAAUCUCCAAAGAUGCAAAAUAAUUAUUCUUUGACGUAGAAUGUGUCCCAUAGGAUGCAAAGAAUGCUGUUUGUUGUUUAAAGAUGCAUACACAUAUUUACUUUAGUCAUUUUUGUGCUUCAAAUAUAUAGAAGGACUAUGUAUUAAUUUCAGUAAAGUGUAAUGAAGAGUUUUGGUGUCUGUCUCCAGAUUAACUGCCUGGUUACAUAAAGGUCCAAGCAUUCUCAGUUUAGGACUCCUUGUUUUUUUAGUUGGGACUUUGAAUCCCAGGACUCACCAUAACUAUUUGUGACAAAAUCACUAUUCCAUUCAGUUUUCAAAAAAAUCUCUUAGUUACACAACACUGUAAUUCUAUGUGCAAUAAUUUUACAUUAAUCCAGAGUCACUGGAUCACUUUCAUUUUAGUAGAUGUUGUGCCUAGGUACAUUGUAGUGUAAGUCAAUGUACAUGUAAUUAAAUAACUUUCGUUUUCAUUGUAGCUCGUCGGAUUUGGAAAGACUACUUCCCAGCUGUUAAUGGAAUAGUUUUCAUCAUUGAUUGUGCUGAUGGAGAGAGACUUGCUGAAUCUAAAGCUGAACUUGAGGUGGGUCAGAUAUUCUGAUCAUAUAGCCAUCUUCUUUUCUGUUUAGUUUUCAAUAAUUAUUAGAUAAUAAUUAGAAUGGGGAAAUUUGCAUAGUACAACAUAUGUUUGUAAGCUUUUUUCUUUGGCUUCAAGUUUACAUUAUUUUAAUUUUAUGUUUUUGUUCAAAUACUUAGAUAAAAAAUAGUGCAUUCAGAUGUUCUUCAUAUUAAAACGUUAAUAAACUGUAAAAAGAUAAAAAUUUUACAACAUUCAACUGCAAGUCAUGAAGUAAAAGAAUGUGUCUGUUGCAAAAUAUAAACACUAACUAAACAAUGCAGGCUAAUAUAAAUAAAUUUUAUUGUCAAGAAUGUUAGUUCAGACGAAGAGUUUUGCUUAAAUGGAAGCAGGCUAGUGUUCAAGCUUGGAUUGAUUUCUUUGUGAAGAGCAUCUCAUAUAUCAGGCAUUCAAACUUGGUUUGGUGCUUUUGAAGGUGUAGACUUGGCUUUCUUUGGGGUUAUUUGCACUGUAAUUGCCCACGAGUUUCCACAAGGUGUUUACAGAGAGCCAAGUUUUCAUGCUAUAUGUUCAGCAAUGCAUUGUUCGAGAUGUUGGGCCGUAUAGCCAACAUACACCCAUAAUUUGCUUAGCACAAAUCACAUGGAGUGAACCGUGCAUCUGUUGGUUGCACUUCUGGUUUAGUAGCUAAUUUGGCAUUCAAAUUUGUCUAUGAUUUAGAUUUAAAUUUAAAGAGUAAAAGUUAAGUAAACAUAAUUUUUCAUCUUAUCUUGCUUUGCUUUUGUCAUAAGAAAUUUGCCAAAUUGCAUACACAAAGACUUCUGUCCACGAUAUUUUCAAACAAUCAAAUCCGAUGAAUUGCGCCAUACUGUGAGCUGCAACUGAAAAACUGAAAAACUGAAAACUGACGACUAUAAUUAUUUCUCCAGUCGGUUGCCAAAAGGUGACCUGAGCAUUUUUUUUUUUAAUUUUGAGCCAUGUUAAUAUUAAUGUUGUUGUUAUUAUUAUUAUUAUUAAUAUUAUUAUUAUUGUUGUUAUUGUUAAUACUGUAUUUAUUCAGCUAUAAGCCGAGACCCUGUUGUUACAAGACUUCAGCUACUGUAAAACAUGACAUUUUGGAAAAAAAAUGUGACUUUCUCUAGGAAAAUGUGCAAUUGUCGUUUUGGUUUUUCGCAGCUACCAAUUUUUCCUCAUGUCUUCAUUGUAUUAUGCUUGAAAUGAUCACAUAAAUCGUUUAGUGGUAACGACUUUUAUUAACGUGUCAAGAAUCUCUAGAGCAUAGCACUAACUGGUGACACAAAAAUAAAAUAAAUCAAAUAUUAAAAUAGUAUCAAAACAGCCACAUCAGCUUGCAUUACGUUUGUCUGUGCUUAGUAACCAGGCAAAUGUUUCAGAGCACAUGUUUGACCAAACAUGGCGAAUUGUUUACACAAGUCAUUUCUUGACAUCUUUCAUUUGACACCUUCCCUGGUUGUAAAAGGCUUACUAAUGUGAGAUUUACAGCUGUAGUUUGUGAGACCUGUUUUUGUCAGAUAAUUAUUUUGACAAUUUGGGACUGAAUUUCUGUGCUUAGUUAAAUUAACAUUCUGAUUUGUAUUUUUGUGAUCAAUUGGAUCAUUUGCUGCUAGUUGCUCAGCUUAUAAGUGAAUACAUCCCCAUUUAGUACUAGCAUUUCAAUGCACUAAGAAAAUUUUGGGGUCAAAAACUCUUGGCUCUAAGCAGAGACCCCCUCUUGGGCUCAAACUUCACUGAACUUUAGCUUUAAUUUGUGUAAAAAUUGCUUGGCUCAUAGCCAAAUAAAUACUGUAUUAUUAGUACAAUGUAUAAUUUUCAAUAUGGUAAAAAAAGCUGACAUUUAGACAUGCUAAAAGGCAAACAUGCUGAUUAGCAGACAGGCUUACACCCUGACAUGUGGACAGGUAGACUGCAAACAUGCUGAUGCACAGAUGUGCAGACAUACAUACUUGCACGCAGUCAUGCUGCCAUGCAGAUAGACUAAUACAAAAUUGCUGACAACCAGACCGGGUUUACAUGAAGUCCGAAGAUGUCGACCCAUAUUACAAAACAGUGUUCUGAAACUGAAUUAUACUUUGAAACUGUACAGAGCUUGUUGGCAGAUGAGCAGUUGGCAAGUUGUCCUGUACUUCUUCUUGGUAACAAAAUCGACAUCCCAGGAGCAGCCAGUGAGGAUUAUAUUAGACAAUACUUUGGCCUAUAUGGUCUUACAACAGGAAAGGUAAUACAUGUAUGUUCAAUCAUCUAAAAACACUGAAUUUUAAUUUAAGUACAGUAGUUUGUUUCUAAAAUAAAAUGACUGGACAUGUGUAUCUUUCAUAAUUAUUUUAAAUGAGUUCUUUUUGUAAAUGUCACAUGCCACUUUAUCUCCAAACUAGUGGGGAAAAAGAAUCAAAAUGGUAAGGCCGUAUAGGAUUAUGAUCUUCAGAAUAUUUUAGAGUAUAAUUGUUGGUUAAAUUUAACUCGUAUAUGUUCUUGCAGGGAAACAUCGCCGCCAAAGAUCUCCAAGCUCGACCAAUGGAACUGUACAUGUGUAGUGUGUUAAAACGGCAAGGAUAUGGUGAAGGUUAG